AUGCCGAGUAUACCGUGGCUCAAAGCAUCAUCAAGAUCAUCAGUCUCAACGAACAAACAUCUCAUCACUUCGCUUUCCAAUCUGUCUAUCAUUUUCCGAGGUUAUAAACCAGACCUUACUUUCAAAAUGAAGUUCUCUGUUCCAUCUGCGUUGCUGGUCACCGCCACUCUUUCCUCUGUUGGCAAUGCCGCUUUCCCAAACGUCCCGGAGACGUGUUUGGAGAUUCCUCAAGUCCUCGGCCAAAAGCCCCUCAAGCUGAUGCAAUACUUCCAUACGCAGGUCUGUGAGAAGGCCAAUUGUACUGCCACAAUCAACCAACACAAUCAAUACCUCCACAACAACGUCCUCCCGCAACUUAUCCAGGACGUAAACACCAAGCUGGGCGUAUCCGCCAGUGAGCAGAUGUUGUAUAAUCAGACAAGUACCCAGCUCAUUGCGGCAGUGCAGAAGAGCUGCGCAGCUGAAGGAAACAAGCCUCUGUGCAACAACCCAGAAGGGUUGUUUAACUAUGGUGCCUGUGCUUUCAAAGCCUCCCAGCCGGUUCUGGAGAAGCAAGUCAAGCAGCUGUCCAGCUCGGUUCAGCUUACCGAGGAGAAGUGCCAGAAGAUUAAGCAGCUCGACUCCGAUGAGACUGCGUGGUCCAAGACUCUUCCUGGAUACAUUGACCGAUUCGCUGCGUUGUGUGAGAAGGACAACUAG
Aspergillus pseudotamarii is the source of this 699-nucleotide messenger RNA. RefSeq lists its product as uncharacterized. NCBI's taxonomy places the organism in Eukaryota, Fungi, Ascomycota, Eurotiomycetes, Eurotiales, Aspergillaceae. Bases 1 to 699 code for a protein of 232 amino acids. The record is from RefSeq and is a predicted model, not a curated record. The transcript has 2 exons.